AUAUGUGGACAUUUAAAUAUUGAAUUUAGCAUUCCAAAGAAAACGAAAUGUUGUGUGAGUAAAUAUUCGUAGAUUAGAUAGUCUUCUCGGAAAACUUACAUUCUAUAUAAAGUAAUAAAUAUAUGAUAGUACUAUCAGUUUUUCGUGAGCCCGCCCUCAGAAGCCGCCCUGUGCCAGUAACGCCGCCCCGUCCGUAAACAAAUAGCAGGCAGCGCCACCACGCGGCAGAGGCGAGACAGACGCGUACCGUACUGCACUCGCGCCGCGGACUCGAUAGGACCCGGACCCCGCAAUUAACUACCGAGAUUGGCUCACAGCGAGAUUUACUUAUCGAGUGUAAUCGAGAUACUUCUCGAUUUAACGCUGUGUUGUGGUCGCGUGUGAUGUGUUACGGUGAUCAGAAGGAAUAAGAAUUCUCUCAUGGGCUGAGAUGAACUGCGCGUAUUAUCAGCAGCACGGGGGCCCGCACCCGGUCCCCCACCAUGUUAAUAACGGUUACUUCAACGAGGUUAGUAUCGACCCCGUGUCCACGGAUCACAAGGACAUGAAGAUCUUAGAACAUCCGAGCUUACGCGGUACGCCCCUGGCGAUGCUCGCGGCCCAGUGUAACAAAUUGUCAAGUAAAUCUCCGCCUCCGCUAGCAGAUGCUGCCGUGGGAAAAGGUUUUCAUCCCUGGAAGAAAAGUCCUGGUGCACAUUCACCACCAAAUGCUGGAGCUAUUGCUCGCUCACAGGCUCCAUCGUGUGGGCCAUACGCACGACCACCGACAUCUUGCGCUGCCGCGCCAUCCUAUGGAAAUGAUCUGUAUUUUCCGUCCUCAGGAGAUCAACUUCUGGGCAAAAGUGAAUCUAGUGCUAGCCUUGGAUCUAUGUAUUCUAGACACCCCUACGAAUCUUGGCCUUUCAAUGUUGGUGGAGGUGGUGGGAGUAGUGCUUUAAAAGCAGCAGAGAUGAGUGGAGUGGGCGCCGUGGGUGGAACUUGGUGGGAUGUUCACAGUGGUUGGCUAGACGUUGGUGGACAAAUGGCCAACUAUGCUGGACAAGAUUAUUCCCAACUUACACAUUCCCUCUCUGGAGGUGCACAUUUAUUGCCACCCGCGCCACACCUUUUACAAGAUGCCUACAAGUCGGUUUUACCGACACAAGGUUCGUUUGGACUACACGGUCCGGGAUCACCAGCUCCGCCUGCACAAGCGCCCUCGCCGCGAUCGCAACGCCGCUACGCCGGUCGAGCUACUUGUGACUGUCCAAACUGUCAAGAAGCCGAAAGGUUAGGCCCCGCGGGAGCACAUUUGCGAAAGAAAAAUAUACACAGCUGUCACAUACCGGGUUGCGGUAAAGUUUACGGCAAAACCUCACACCUUAAAGCACACCUCCGUUGGCACACCGGCGAACGACCGUUUGUCUGUAACUGGCUGUUCUGCGGGAAAAGGUUUACUCGAUCCGAUGAGUUACAAAGACAUCUCCGCACGCACACCGGCGAAAAGAGGUUCGCAUGUCCGGUGUGCAAUAAGCGGUUUAUGCGUUCAGAUCACCUAGCGAAGCACGUAAAAACUCACAAUGGUGGCAAGAAAGGCAGCUCGGAGUCGUGCUCGGAUUCAGAAGAAAACAGCCAAGGCGAGGGCGGAACGGGCAGUCGGUCCCCUGAGCAUGGACUCGACGUGAAGCCUAGUGCGCUAGUGUGACGGGGGCGCACGGCCCUCGCCGUGCCGCCCUACUCAACGGCGAUCCUGUGAUACUAAUUCGCCGUGAAACAUGAAUACUUGUAAAUACCACAUAUCAUCACAUUGUGUAACGUUAAAAUACUGGACUUGUAAAAUUAAUUUGCGGUGAUAACAUCGCUGUGUACGUAUUUGUUUAGAGACUUUAAGCGCUGUACAGUUUAGAUAUUAGUAAAUAAUUAUCUCAUAUUCUAGAUAGAUAUUGUAAUUUUAGUUUAAGUAGAGUCACUCAUUUAGUUUGGAAUUGCUGUUUAUUUAUUUGUUAAAACAAUAUUUGACAGUGUGAAAAAGCUUGUUUAGUGAGAAAUAUGAAAGUAUAAAUUGUAACUUGAUUGACAGAGGUCUUGAAAGUAAUUAGCACCAAAAUUUACUUAAAUAACUAAUUAUUAUAGAAAUAGAAAAUUAAUAUAAAACACACAGCUUGUAAAAUACUUUUUAGUUUGAACAGCGUUAUAAACUAGUAGUUCUUGUAAAUAUCUAAAUUUUACAGGUUUUCAAUUUGGUAAAGUACUGCAAAAGCCUUUACAACUAUCUUUAUUUCAUUUUUAUUACAAUCAAUACAAUCAUUACCUCAAAAUACUUCACAAAAACCGCUUCUAGUUAUAUCCAUUACAAAUAAAUAAAAAACAGUUUUUUCAUUUUUAAUAACAACUUUUAUUUAAUGAGGUUAUUACGUAAUCAUCCUAUAUUAUCAGAAGAUGCAGGUGCGAAGUUAACCCGUAGCCCGAAGAGGUUUCGGUUAAUCCCGUAGUCUAAUAGAGUUGCUAUCCUUUGCUUUCGCUUUGAAGGGUCAAAGGUGCUCCAAAUGAACAACUAUUUAAAAAAAAAUUUUUAAAGCCGAUCAGUUGUUUAGGCGCCGUUUUAAAAGAUUCCUGUUUUUAAGAGAUUUCCAUUUAAGCGCCCAUGGUUUUAGAACUCUAGUUGUAUGCGACUCACCUCGUAGUUCGAUAUUGACUGGCUUGGAUCAAGUCGCUUGGUAUGUGCUGUACAACUCUAAUAGAACAGUCGCUUGUCAAUAUAAUAGCGGAGUUCAAGAGAGCUCUAUAUUCAAUUACUUGAAAAACAAUGGUGCUAAUUACAGACCAUGUAAAUAUUUUUAUUUGAUAUGGACAAACAGUAUAUGUAUUAUUGAAAUAAUAAUAGUAAAACAAGUCUAAAAAAUUUAAAGAAACGACAUUGAAAGUUUCUAGAACAUUAAAAUAUUUUACACAAAAUAUAAUAACAAUGACAUUCCAAGUUACUCUCAGUUUUUUCAAUAUUUUAAUUAGUAUAUGCCAUAAAAUUCAAUUGGAUAAUCCUGCUGCAUGAAAAUGAUUGUAAUUUUUGUUAUAAAACUAUGUAUGUAUGUUGUAAAAAAUGUACGAAUUUUAAAAGAUGUCUGAAUUGAUUUUAUAAAAAUUGAAAUAUAUUUUUUCCGAGUGGAUAA
Messenger RNA from Bombyx mori (domestic silkworm), 3146 nucleotides. RefSeq names its product transcription factor Sp9 (gene Sp1). Gene Ontology annotation, molecular function: DNA-binding transcription factor activity, RNA polymerase II-specific; RNA polymerase II cis-regulatory region sequence-specific DNA binding. The transcript has 3 exons. The record is from RefSeq and is a predicted model, not a curated record. Gene Ontology annotation, biological process: regulation of transcription by RNA polymerase II. Lineage: Eukaryota; Metazoa; Arthropoda; Insecta; Lepidoptera; Bombycidae. Bases 431 to 1684 code for a protein of 417 amino acids.